AUGGUUCAAAGCAACCAUGUCGCAGCCCAGGGUUUAACCCACCCCAACGACAACCUAUCUUCUUCAAAUGAUCGAAUCAUGGAGAACUUGAAACCGGUCACAUCAGAACAGUCACUCGCCAGCCGCCAAGUCUCGCAGCAAACGGACAACAUAAAGCCGGCUCGAUUAUCGUCAGAUGAUGCCACGUUGGCAGUACCAGCAGAACGCGUGCCCGAAGAGACGGAUUACACACGGCCCUUCGACAAUGGCUACCACUUUCCACCCAAGUACCCCUGGAAGGAGUCGACCAAGACAGGGCUCGCCUCGUUCUGGAAGUUCUUUACGACGCCGAUGGGGGCCUUCUGGACGUUCUACGGUCUCAACGUUGUUGCCUGGGGUGGCAUGUUGUUCCUCCUCAUUUGUAACGCCGCGCCAGCCAUGUGCCAUCCAACAUGCGACGACAUCAACUCGCCUAGGCGGAAAUGGGUUGAGUGGGACUCGCAAGUUCUCACGGGACUGUUCUGCGUCACUGCGUUCGGACUGGCGCCAUGGCGCUUCCGAGAUCUGUGGCUUCUGAUGAAGUACCGGAUUAAGGGCCAGCAGGAAGGCCUUCUCAGGCUCGCUGGGAUCCACCGCAGCUGGUAUCGUCUCCCUGGCACGGAGGCGCUGUCUCCGGAUAUUGGACCGGACAACCUCCCGGCUGAUGUACCUAAGCAGUGCGUCCCCAUUCCGCAGGAGAAGAUGCCCAACGCGCCAUUGACGGGCAUCCGAGCGCCGGCCACCAAGGUUUGGAAGAUGGACUUUAUGAUCUGGUGCAUGAUUGUCAAUACUUUGGCUCAGGUCGGUCUGUGUGGCAUAAUGUGGGGCAUGAACCGGUAUGACCGCCCGAGUUGGUCGACGGGGUUUCUGGUGGCUAUCGGCUGCAUCAUCGCUAUGGUCGGUGGACUGGUCAUGUGGCUUGAGGGAAGAAAGGUGAAGAGGAUCGAAGGUGUUCCUUGCAGCGAGCGAGAUCUGCAGAAGCUGGCGGAGGAUAAGGAAAAGGGCAUCUUGCAUUACAACAACAUCAAAGACAAGAAGCCCAAGGAGAAGAAGAUGAAGCUAAGCGAUCCUGAGAAAUAG
Messenger RNA from Sordaria macrospora k-hell, 1098 nucleotides. RefSeq lists its product as uncharacterized. The record is from RefSeq and is a predicted model, not a curated record. NCBI's taxonomy places the organism in Eukaryota, Fungi, Ascomycota, Sordariomycetes, Sordariales, Sordariaceae.